Molecule: messenger RNA, 648 nt
Organism: Mollisia scopiformis
Lineage: Eukaryota; Fungi; Ascomycota; Leotiomycetes; Helotiales; Mollisiaceae
Exons: 1
Coding region: 1-648 (215 amino acids)
Molecular function (GO): acyltransferase activity, transferring groups other than amino-acyl groups
Source: RefSeq, a predicted model, not a curated record
AUGGCAUCCCACCUCUCCUCCCCCUCCGCAAAAAAAUACUUCCUCACCCCCUGGACCCUCACAACACCCACCCACCCAGCCCUAACCUUCCAGCGCGCAACCCCCUCCCACAUUUCCCACUGGCUCCCCCUCGUCACCAACCCCGCCAACAACAUCCACAUGGACGACGUGAAAUCGCUCCUCUGGACGCCCUCCGACAUCUCGGCAUGGAAAACCCGCACUAUUACCAACUACAACAAAUCUUUAACCACCUACCACCAACUCGCCGUCCUGAUUGCAGAGAACGGGAAGUUUGUCGGGUACGGAGAUCUGUGGUUGUUGGAAAAUGGGAAUUUUAAUGUAGGUGUGGUGCUCGAUGUUUCGGUGCAGGGGAGGGGGCUGGGGAGGUUGUGUACGGCGGUGCUGGUGCAGUUGGGGUUUGAGGUUGGGGAGAAGGGGGUCGAGGCUGGGACGAUGAAGGUUAAUGGGGGGUUUAGGGGCGUGAUGAGGAGUUUGGGGGUGGUGGAGGAGGAGAAGUUGGUUGUUGCUGAGGGGAGGGGGAUUUUGGCUGAGCUGUCGUAUACGGUUGAUAGGGAGAAGUGGAGGGAUGUUGAGUUGGAUGUUGUGUGGGGUGAGGGGACGUUGGGGAGAGUUGAUGAGGAAGUUUGA